Molecule: messenger RNA, 819 nt
Organism: Anarrhichthys ocellatus (wolf-eel)
Lineage: Eukaryota; Metazoa; Chordata; Actinopteri; Perciformes; Anarhichadidae
Product: putative E3 ubiquitin-protein ligase UBR7
Exons: 6
Cellular component (GO): cytoplasm
Molecular function (GO): ubiquitin protein ligase activity; zinc ion binding
Source: RefSeq, a predicted model, not a curated record
CACCUGGGCCGUGUGGUUCCAGACUGUGUGGAGCUGCAGGAGAUGAUCUGUGAACUCUGUAUGAACAAAAACCCUUUCCUCUGGACCUACGCUGCUCACCUAUCAGUUCCAGGUGCAGCAGUUCAGGUGAAGGAGGAAAGAGAUGCAGACGAGUCGAACACAAACCUUCCUAUCAAAGAAGAAAAGGGUGAUGAGAUCAGCGAGCCCAGCUGUAAGCGAAGCCGCGAGGAGGUGGAGCCGAGCUGCAGACUGAUGGAGCUGCAGACGAUUGGUCAGAAAAGAGUCCAAUCAGGAGCCGUGUUCUGGCCGUCAGGCUGGCGUUCCAAACUCUGCUCCUGUACCACCUGCAAGGAGUGUCUGUCUGAAGCCGGUCUGUCCUUCCUGUUGGACGAGUCGGACACCGUCCUUGCCUACGAGAACAAAGGAAAGACCAACGAGCAGAGACAGCAAAGUCACGACCCUCUGAUGUCAGUGCUGGACAACUUGAACCACGUUCAGCAGCUGGAGAUCAUCCACGGGUACAAUGACAUGAAAACUGAACUGAAGGACUUCCUGCAGAGAUUCGCAGAAGAAGGAAAGGUUGUGACUCCUGAUGACAUCCGUCAGUUCUUCGAGCAGCAGAGUCGAAAGAGACGGCGAGAUGAUGCCGGAUGCUUCUACCCGAACUAAAGACCUUUAAACCUUUUGUGUUCUCAGUUUUCUAUCUUCAGGUUACUUAGAAGCUGACUUCCUGUUUUUAAUGUAUGUUUCAGUGGUCACCAACAUUAUUGUCUCUGUUUCCUUUUUAAUGAAAACUAAUAAAACUGAGCUGAACAAUGA